This is a messenger RNA of Chiloscyllium plagiosum (whitespotted bambooshark), 1599 nucleotides long. RefSeq names its product mitochondrial ribosomal protein S5 (gene mrps5). The record is from RefSeq and is a predicted model, not a curated record. Gene Ontology annotation, molecular function: structural constituent of ribosome; RNA binding. Gene Ontology annotation, biological process: translation. Lineage: Eukaryota; Metazoa; Chordata; Chondrichthyes; Orectolobiformes; Hemiscylliidae. Gene Ontology annotation, cellular component: ribosome.
ACCGGGGACCGAGGAGAGACGUCAGGGUUCACCGUGUUCACCCGGGACAAGGAUCCGCAUCCGCUCGGAGAACACACCGGGACAUGGCGGCGGCGGCGGCGGCAGCGCGGAGCCUGAGUGUAGGCCUCAGGCUGGGAACAGGAAAGGUAUGUGCGACCACUAUUGGGAAGUGGACAGUCUGCCCCUUUCUUCAGUGUACCUCAGUAACCCAGACUGGAUUGACCACAUUGAUGCCACUCCCUUUUGUGUUCCAUCAGUAUAGAUACAGCAGCUUCUUCAACAAAUUGACAGCAGAUGAAUUAUGGCGUGGCGUACUGGCAGAAUAUGGUGCUGGAGCACGAAAGGGCAGAGGUAAACGAACUAAAAGGAAGAUGAAGAAAGAUUUGAAUAGAGGCCAGAUGAUCGGUGAAGGACGAGCUGGGUUCCUCUGGCCUGGUUUAAACGCUCCUGUUGUGAAAAGUGGAAUGAUUCAAUCAAUUGGAAUACGCGACCAAUCCCAGCAGGAAGUUUUGCAGGCUGAAGCCCUAAGAGAACGAGAGGAAUGGGAGAGGAGAAGGAGAACAAAAAUCAAAAGAGAAAGAGGCUGGACCGGAAACUCCUGGGGUGGUAUCAGUCUGGGCCCCCCUGACCCUGGUCCUAAUGGAGAAACUUAUGAAGAUUUUGACUCCAGAGUGAUUGAGGUUAAAAGUGUCUUCAAUAUGACAGCAAAAGAAGGAAGGAAGAGAUCUGUCAGUGCUCUGGUGGUGGUUGGAAAUGCAAAUGGAGCUGCAGGUUUUGCAUUAGGUAAAGCACCUGACAGAACAACUGCUCUCCGAAAGGCUAAGAACAGAGCUAUCCACUACUUGUACUACAUUGAACGAUACAACAACCAAACCAUUUAUCAGGAUAUAACAUCGAAGUUCAAACGAACAACAAUCAAAAUGAAGAAACAAAACUACGGGUAUGGACUGCAUUGUCAUCGAGCAAUCAUUACAAUAUGCAAAUUAAUUGGAAUUAAGGACAUGUAUGCCAAGGUUACUGGAUCAACCAAUCUAUUGAAUAUUACCAGAGCCCUCUUCCAAGGAUUGUCAAAACAGGAGACUCAUCAAGACUUAGCUGAUAAGAAGGGGUUACAUGUAGUAGAGUUUCGAAAUGAGUGUGGGCCUUUCCCCCUGAUUGCUGCCUCCCCACGAGGACCAGUCAGGAAGAUGCCUGAACCUGAAGAUGAAAUUCCCGACACCAAAUUGGAUUGGAGUGAAGUGAAAGCAGCACAGGGUAUGAAACAAUCAGUCUGGGCAAAUGUCAAGCGUACAAUUUGGUGACCACCUGGUACUUCCUGGUAAAUGCUGUUAAGGCAGUUUUACUUACUGAAUUUGCAAAGAAAAUGAAAGAUCCUGGCUGAGAACACAAAGUCUCUGCAGCGCAUGACACAAGGCAGAAGGAUGACAUGUUUAACAACAUCAGCCCUGAUCGUAGUUUAUGGAUGAAAGGAUUGGCUAAUUAAAUAUUUUUCCAGUGCGUUGCAGUUUGUUUAUCUGGAACAAUGGAGCUUUGUGAAAGUAUGUUAAAGUUUGUUGUCUUCCAUCAUAAAACAAAUAAAAUCCAUUGUGUUUAAUAAAA